This is a messenger RNA of Carya illinoinensis, 1322 nucleotides long. RefSeq names its product phosphatidylinositol transfer protein 2-like. The record is from RefSeq and is a predicted model, not a curated record. NCBI's taxonomy places the organism in Eukaryota, Viridiplantae, Streptophyta, Magnoliopsida, Fagales, Juglandaceae. Gene Ontology annotation, biological process: phospholipid transport. Bases 195 to 1139 code for a protein of 314 amino acids. The transcript has 9 exons.
GAGAGUGUAAAUUCUUGCAUGCAUUUUAUCAAACAGCUUGAGUGCACUAGGCUGAACCAUUGCUGCAAGCCGCCCCUUUACUCUGCAUCUUCUUCCUGAUUACACAGAUACAAUCAACCAUCAGUUAACAGGCUACUGAGCAGGUUUCCUCAGCUGAUAAAUUUUCAAUGGGGAUGUUUUGAAGUCGGAUCGCCAUGCCCUUGUCGCUGGAAGAGUAUGGGAUAGCACAAAUGUACAUGGUCACGAAGAUGCAGCAAAAGAACACGACUGGUACUGAAGGGGUUGAACUAUUAGAAAGCAGACCAUUUGAAGACGAUGUGUACGGAAAAGGUCGAUACACUCCUAAAGUUUAUCGUCUGCAAAGCAAAGUUCCUGCUUGGCUUAGAAAAUUUGCACCACCACAUGCUCUUGAUGUGCAAGAGGAAGCCUGGAGCGCAUACCCGAGAUGUAAAUCAGGUUUGCCAUGUCCUCUAGACGUCCCUCCUUGUGUAUUUCUUGUACUCGUAUUAAUGUCUUUUUGGUUUUUUAUCUGCAAAUGGAUGCCUCAUUACCCAGUACUCAAGUGUGCACACUUUACCAGGUUUCGGUUAACUAUUGAAACUGUCCACAGGGCUGACAAUGGGCACUUGGAAAAUCUGAUAAACCAGGUACAUGGUUUAAGCAAGGAACAACUGGCAGCCAGGCAAGUGGAAUAUAUUGAUAUAGAUAUUCCUGGAAAGGAUUGUUGGAGUUACGUAGUUGGAAAUUGUAGUAUAGAUUUUUCCAAAUUCAAAUCAGCAAGAAUUGACCGUGGUCCACUUCCAAAGGGGUGGCAGGAUAGGUGUGAUCCAGUCAUGACUGCGUACAAAUUGGUGACAAUUGAUGCACCAUACUGGGGAUUUGGCCGUCGGCUUGAACAAGCCCUGCUAGCGGGUGAAAGGGCUCUCUUUUUGGAAAGUCAUCGUCAUUGCUUUGGUUGGAUUGAUGAAUGGUAUGGGAUGACAGUGCAACAAAUAGAUGAACUCUUGCAACCAAACGACUCUACGUUAAAUGAGAGAAUUGUCAAGCCAGCACUGAUGAUGAGCAUUGAAUAUUUUAGCGGGGAAUCACCACCUGAUGGUGAAGGCAUCUAUAGCAAGAAAUCUCAGAGUGUAAGCUAAGUUUUACAGGUGACAUACAUGAAUCCCCAUAUCAGAUAUUUUCUGAUGUUGAAAAUAUUGUUUCUUUUGAAGCUGUAGGGGGUAGGAACCUGCCCUUAGCUGCAGGGAAUUGUACUUCAUAAUUGGACCCACAUUCUCCUUGGGAUCCCCAAAAAUGUGAAUAAAAAAAUCAUUUAAUUUUUA